AUACUUGGUUGGUAACUACACAGACUGGUGAUUUGAACACCAGGCAGCACAACUGGUGGCUGGGAUGGAGGCACCUUUGCUAGCAUGAGCUCUGGCUUCACACUCAGUUGAGGUGUGGAUGCUGAACACAUGCAGCAGAAAGCAGGAACAGAGAGCUCAUAACAUCCCACCUAACAAGCACUGAUUGAACAGGUAUAGCGAAGGCAUCCAGCUUGCAUUUACAAAGUAUUACAGUAACUGUUUUCCAGUAUUAAACCUUGACAAGGUCUAUUUGACCAGGACUGCCAAUCUCUCCAUGGCAAGUCUGACAAAGGUUGAAAUCCUGAUCUUCAAACAUAAGACAAAUUGCUGAAUAUCAUGCUGCCAAAGGACCCUUGCAGGUAGCUCAACACUAAUUUUAAUCUGUUUGAUUGAAUGUCUGUCCCUUUACUCCUUACAAUAAGAAAUCCGUGCAGCGAAGAAUACAGUAUCUCAGGGCUGAAUAACACAAUAUCUUGGGGUGGAGCAGCAAUACGCUUCAAUACACUUGGAAAAAAAUCUGUAUUUCUAACUACUUAAUGUUCUGUAAUUAGUUGAAGAGUAAGAAGAAUUGAAGCUUCAUUGCCUGGAAUUGCUGUGUGAAAGCCCAAAGUUUGGAUGGAGGAAGGUCCUUUAAAUCACUUUUGGUUUGGCAUCAGAUAGUCUUUCUUACAUGCUUAAAUAUAAAUGAAUAAAUGCAUUAUAGUACUUUGAUUUAAAUAUCUGCCGCAUUUCUUCUGUGACCAAACCACAUUCCUUUCUUUUUCAUCCAUUCCAGGAGCUAAGUGUACUAUGGAUUUAAAUAUAGUUACUAUACUUCUUUAACUGGAAAUGCAAGUUUGAAUUGUCCAUUACAAAUGUCAAAGAUAACCUGGCCCUAAAAAUACAGAAAGUUACAUUUUGUAUUUUUUUAUACAAAAAUAGUUGAUAAUGCAUAAUACAAGAACUGUAUGUCGUUAAUGUUAUACAUGUCAGUAACAACAGACAUCAGGAGACCAAAACGUUAAAGACAAAUAAGAAUACAGGCUACACAUGAAAAGGAGGAGGAAAAAGUGUAACCAUACUGUCCAUACAAACAAAUAUACGGAAGAGGAAGAACCAAAAGAGGAUUGCUUCUGAUUCUCUUGCAAAAGCUAUCCAAGGAGGAGGGAAAAGGUGAUCCAGCUAAUUCCUUCUUUGUGCAAAGUCGAUGAAUAAAGCACUUUUGCUGUAUUAGUCAAAUUAGGUCAAAAUUAUAUCAAGCACCAUGUCCAAAGAAUCAGACCAUUUUCAAACUACAGCUCGCAGAAGCAAUAAUCAAGUACUUUCAAACAUAUUCUUUAAAUCAAUAGUUUUAUUUCCCCCUCAAAAAAAAGUUCAUUUUAUUUGUUAAUUACAUUCCUCUACACAAAGUAACCCUUGUGUUUUCCUAUUAGGUUCAUACCUAUCUUCAAGCACCAGUGAACCCAGCCAUUCACUGGGAACAAAAGCACCUACAGUUCCAGCUUUCAUUGGUGGUUUCCUUUUUCACUGGACACAAGCCAGACUCAAACUGUUUGAGGGGGAAGCAGCAGACACACAUAAGCCGCUAUUUAUUUGCAAUCUUCAUACAAGACACCUGAUACAAGCCAAGAUGAAGAGAAAUCCAGGGAUUCAAUGCAUAAGAAUGGGAACUCACAAGAGCGAAAAGUUGGAGGGAUGGCAGAAAAAGAAGGGGGAGGGUGGAAACACAUGAAUUUGAUUUUCAGCUAAGGUUCCUCUCAUUUUUUUCCCAGGUGAAUGUGCUGUUGUUGCUACGCAGAGACCUGGGCAGCUCAGGUGUUCUGUGCUUAAAUCACACUGAUUUUUAACUGAACAGCUCCAGAAAAAGGACCUUCCGUCAGGACGAUUGUUCGCUGCUGUUUCCUUGCUGCAUUGAAAAGGAAAUAAUGCUCCACUCAACACUGGCCUUGUCCCUCCUGCUAAUUGCAGUCUCUUCCAACCUUGCAAUGGCAAUCAAAAAGGAAAAACGAGCACCUCAGACACUGUCAAGAGGGUGGGGAGAUGAAAUUACCUGGGUACAAACUUAUGAAGAAGGGCUCUAUCAGGCAAAAAAAAGUAACAAGCCACUGAUGGUAAUUCAUCAUUUGGAAGACUGUCAAUACUGCCAAGCACUGAAGAAAGCUUUUGCAGAAAACGAAGAGAUACAGGAAAUGGCCCAAAAUAACUUCAUUAUGCUGAACCUCAUGCAUGAAACCACAGACAAAAACCUGUCACCUGAUGGACAAUACGUGCCUCGAAUCAUCUUUGUAGACCCGUCUCUCACAGUAAGAGCUGAUAUCACAGGAAGAUACUCCAACCGGCUUUACACUUACGAACCACAAGACAUCCCAUUCUUAAUAGAGAACAUGAAGAAAGCACUGCGCCUCAUUCAGACAGAACUGUAAUCAGCAACAGUGAAAUGACCAUAGCUUCUGAGAGGUGCAGCUGCACCUCUUUGUCUCUACUAGCAUUUUGAACUCUUGCCAAGCAACUUUGGUAUAUCAGAUUUCAUAAGAAAAUUCUAUGUACAAUUUGAAGAACUAACACAGAAAGACUAUCAUAUGUCCAUUUGGAAAACAAGAGGAGAAAUCUAUUACAUAUUUUGAAAUUAGUUAUUUGAAUAACUGAAAGUGAUGGUUAUAGGCGCAGUAACUUUGAGCUGUAUUUUGUCAAUCCAGCUAUGACUUUGAUAAGUCAGCUAUGACUUCUGACCAAGAGUUAUAACCAAUCUUUUUGAUGUCUAUUUGCAAUUUGUUUUAUAAUUUAAUAGCUGCAUCUCAGCUCCCAAUUUUUAUUUUUAUUGCACGAAGCUUGUUAGUCAUUAGUGUCCCUCUGCCUUUUGCACUUAUUUCUCAUUAAAGGAAAAGAAACCUUGCUGGCAAAUCGGACAGGAAGGCUCUUCCUAUAGAUUUUGGAAUAGCUUAUAUAGAAAAAAAACCCAAUGAUCUGGACUCAGCCUUCUUAUGUAUAAUUCUUUCAAUGUAAUUCUGAAAGCUGAAAACAGAACAGCCAUGACAUUUCACGCUGAGCAUGUGGUCUCAGUGAGGUGAUAAUCAUCAAAUUGCACAUACAGGUUUUACUAAGAUAAAGAUACAGUGAAGCAAGAAAGAUGGAAGGAGAUAGCCCCAGAACUCCACUCCUGAGGCUAAGUGAUGCUUGUAAAGUCUGGUAUGGAAAAAAUGAGCAGGCUUGUCCUAGCUCUUUUCAUUUAAAUGGCAGUAAGUCAAGUGAAGCUCAUCCCAGGCCAUUCCCUCUCUUUCUGUAGCAUCCCAACCCAGACAUCACAGUGGUAGCUUACUGAGGGGAUCUUUACAUACAAAGUCUUCACAAAAUUUCCCCAGGAUCACCACAGGAAAAGGCAGACACCUGUUUUGAGUAAAAAGCUGAAGUUAGUUGAAAUAGUUUGUUAUCCCAGAAAUGUGCUUUUCCACUAGAGCAAGAUCAUGAUUCAUCCGCAGUAAGAGCAUGUAUGUUAUAUUAUGUGCAAAGGAUCAGUGUCACUUUUUUGUCUACAUGCCAUUUCCUACAAUCCUGCCCGUAUACACAUACAAAAGAUGAAGCAAGGAUCUUUGCAGGACAUCUUUGCUAAUUUACAAUACCUAGUAUUAAUUUGUCAUAAAUGAGUUAUAUUGCACCUAUCUAUGUCUUCAUAAUUAUGUAAAAUUUGGAUAUAAGCGUAUAUUCCAACAGUGGUGAUAAAUGACUUGUAGUACACUAACAGAAAAAAAAAAAUCUUGUAUUAGUCCUUAACAAUACAUUUUCAUAAUCAGUGAAAUGAUUUUUUAACCUAUGGGAAAAUGCUAGAACAAAAUUAAACUGGUAAUCACAUUCCUUUGAA
This is a messenger RNA of Falco peregrinus (peregrine falcon), 3856 nucleotides long. It is a transcript of the gene AGR3, whose product is annotated as anterior gradient 3, protein disulphide isomerase family member. The record is from RefSeq and is a predicted model, not a curated record. Lineage: Eukaryota; Metazoa; Chordata; Aves; Falconiformes; Falconidae. Gene Ontology annotation, molecular function: dystroglycan binding. Gene Ontology annotation, cellular component: endoplasmic reticulum. Bases 1926 to 2423 code for a protein of 165 amino acids. The transcript has 8 exons.